UUAGAGAGAGAGGGUGAAGGUUCAUAAUGGAGUUGGCAAAAUCGCCCACUCUUCUCUUUUCGGACCCUCCAAAGCUAAGCUUGAAAAUAAAAUUACAUGGAAAAAACGGAAAUUCGUGUUCCUCUCGCAGUUAAAUCUGCUUGUUUCAUUUUUUAAUUUAUUUUUUUCUUUGUUUACUUCCUCAUUUGAUUUUCUCUCAUUGUCUCUACAUACGCUUUUCAUUGCCCUUCUCUUACUGAAAUAUGAGCUGAAAAGAUCUUCGCUUUUCUCUCUCGUCAAAUCUCUAUAUUUUCAUUUUCGAUUUCUGCAUCUGUAUCCCUUCAUCUGGUAUAGAGUGUGUGGUCCUUGAGUCUGUAAAUGGCCAAUGCAUCUGGGUUGUUCACACCGCCAUUUCCAGGCCUGAGGAGCAGGAUUCAGGCCCCGUUUGGCAUUUCACGAUCUGGCUUUUGCUCCUAUCCGGUAAUCUUCAAGCGGGUAUUAUGCUCGAGCGCUAUUGACGGGGCAGAAAGGCAUGCUUCCCGCUCCGAAUCUCGAGUACCCAGGCUUUUGAGCAAAGGCUGCAAGUUGAUUGGGUGUGGUUCAGCAGUGCCAACUCUCCAGGUUUCAAAUGAUGAUCUAGCAAAGAUGGUUGAUACUUCUGAUGAGUGGAUAUCCGUUCGCACCGGGAUUCACAAUCGACGUGUUCUUUCAGGCAAAGAUAACUUGACAGGUCUAGCAGUAGAGGCAGCAACGAAAGCUCUUAAAAUGGCUGAGGUAGAUCCUGCCGAUAUUGACCUAGUCUUGAUGUGUACAUCUACUCCAGAGGAUAUUUUUGGCAGCGCCCCUCAGAUCCAAAAGGCACUUGGAUGCACAAAAAAUCCUCUGGCCUAUGAUAUUACAGCUGCAUGUAGCGGAUUUGUCUUGGGUCUUGUCUCAGCUGCUUGUCACAUUAGGGGAGGUGGAUUUCACAAUGUUUUAGUGAUUGGGGCCGAUGCACUUUCUCGUUUCGUUGACUGGACGGAUAGAGGGACCUGCAUUCUCUUUGGGGAUGCUGCUGGUGCUGUAGUAGUUCAGGCCUGUGACCUUGAGGAGGAUGGUUUGUUCAGUUUUGACUUGCAUAGUGAUGGUGAUGGUCGGAGGCAUCUAAAUGCCCCUUUGAGAGAAAAUGAACCAGAGGAUUCAUUGGGUUGCAAUGGUUCAGUUUUAGACUUCCCACCAGUGCAGUCCUCGUAUUCCUGCAUUCAAAUGAAUGGAAAAGAAGUCUUCCGUUUUGCUGUGCGAUGUGUGCCUCAAUCAAUUGAGUGUGCCCUAGAAAAAGCUGGUCUCACUUCAUCCAGCAUUGAUUGGCUUCUGCUCCAUCAGGCCAACCAGAGGAUCAUUGAUGCAGUUGCAACACGCUUACAAGUCCCAUCAGAACGGGUCAUUUCGAAUUUGGCAAACUAUGGUAACACAAGUGCAGCAUCCAUUCCAUUGGCAUUGGAUGAAGCUGUUCGAAGCGGGAAGGUGAAGCGAGGGCAUACUAUUGCAACAGCAGGUUUUGGUGCUGGUCUAACUUGGGGUUCUGCCAUCCUUAGAUGGGGAUGAAACAUUAAUUCACCUGCCAAUUCAAGUCCUGGCAUGGAAGAGAAGAGAUAUUGAUAUGAGAGCAGUUCUCAAAUUAUCGCAUUCAAGUUUCGAAUGUGGUGCUGAUCCCAGCUCCUUGAUCUUCAUCAGCAUCUUCAAAUUGCAUUUUGUUAAAGUUGUAUUAGUUGCACUACAAAUAGUUAUAUUCCUUUUACCUUGACUCUUAUACUGCCAUUGUUUCAAAUUUUCCUGAAUUUUGAGUCACCAUAAUGUGCAGUUGAUAAGUUAAGUCUGCUCAAACCAAAGCUGGGGUUAAGUAAUCUUGCUGUUGCAGCUUUGCUUGGCCUUCCUGUCACCCAGAACAUUGCCUCCUGAAUUCUAAACAGGAUCUCCGAAUAAGCGAAAAUCAAUGGAUGGUCUAACAUUCUGAAGCUA
Messenger RNA from Carica papaya (papaya), 1977 nucleotides. Its product is annotated as 3-ketoacyl-acyl carrier protein synthase III. The record is from RefSeq and is a predicted model, not a curated record. Gene Ontology annotation, cellular component: chloroplast. Lineage: Eukaryota; Viridiplantae; Streptophyta; Magnoliopsida; Brassicales; Caricaceae. Gene Ontology annotation, biological process: fatty acid biosynthetic process. Gene Ontology annotation, molecular function: 3-oxoacyl-[acyl-carrier-protein] synthase activity.